UGUUAGUGUCAUCAAUGCCCCAUCACGAGCCAGUGGUCGUUCGUCACUAUGAACAAGGCGGAUGUUUGCAGGCCGUCCAAGGAUGAACACAGGGGAGAAACGCACGAAGGAGAUAGCCUACAGCUAACGGAAGAUCAGUUAUCCCAAUUCAAGGACGCCUUCACUUUAUUCGAUAAGGAUGGCAGUGGCAGCAUUCUUUCCUCGGACUUGGGCACCGUCAUGCGCUCCUUGGGAUACAAUCCCACCGAAGCUGACAUAAAGGAUAUUCUUGGCUCUGAAGAGAUCCGUGACAGGAUCGACUUCCCAGAAUUCCUGACCAUCAUGGCGAAGAACGUUCGUGCGCUGGAUACCGAAGAAGAAAUCCGUGAAGCUUUCAAGGUGUUCGACCGCAACGGCGACGGCUUCAUCAGCACUGCAGAACUGAGGCACGUAAUGACCACCUUGGGCGAGAAACUCUCCACGGAGGAGGUGGACGAGAUGAUAAGGGAAGCGGACAAGGAUGGCGACGGACAGAUCAACUACGACGAGUUCGUCAGCAUGAUGACGUCCAAGUGACGACUCUCUUCGAGAUAACGCCUUUGCUUGAUCAGUAAAAGACCAAAUGUC
Molecule: messenger RNA, 606 nt
Organism: Ornithodoros turicata
Lineage: Eukaryota; Metazoa; Arthropoda; Arachnida; Ixodida; Argasidae
Product: calmodulin-beta-like
Exons: 2
Coding region: 49-555 (168 amino acids)
Cellular component (GO): myosin II complex
Molecular function (GO): calcium ion binding
Source: RefSeq, a predicted model, not a curated record